This is a messenger RNA of Arabis nemorensis, 741 nucleotides long. NCBI's taxonomy places the organism in Eukaryota, Viridiplantae, Streptophyta, Magnoliopsida, Brassicales, Brassicaceae. The record is from the annotation of a GenBank genome assembly.
AUGGGAGGUGGAGCCUUGAGUGACCGACCCAACAAGGUUCAUGUGAAGGUUCCCUGGUUCGGAUCGGCUAGGCAAAAUCUGAUCUCCGGUCAGAUCUCGGAUCCUAUCGUCGAUUCGCCGGAUCGUCCCUUAAAAUCAGCUGUUUUCGCUCUCGGAAGCUUCUGGCGAUCGGAGGCAGCGUUCGGUUGUAUCAACGGCGUCGUACGAACAAGUGCCGGUUACGCCGGAGGAAACAAGGUUAAUCCGGAGUUUAGGAAUUUAGGUGAUCACGCCGAGUCCGUACAGGUUGAAUAUGAUCCGAGGAUAAUCGGUUAUCGUCAGCUCUUAGAUGUAUUCUGGUCUAGUCAUGAUUCCAGACAAGCGUUUGGACAAGGUCCUGAUGUUGGUAAUCAAUACAGAUCCUGUAUUUUCACUAAUUCUACAGAAGAGUUGAGGUUGGCUUCUACUAGCAAAGAAAGGGAGCAACUUAAAUCAAGAAGCAGUAUCGUCACUACCCAAAUUCAACAGUUAGGAACGUUUUACCGCGCAGAGCCUGACCAUCAGAAGUUCGAGCUGAAACAACAUCCAUUCCUUCUUCAGUUAAUAGGAAACAUGGUAGAAGAAGAGCUCGAGAGAUCAGCUCUAGCCACAAAACUAAACGGUUAUGCAGCCGAGCUCUGCCCGCCCAGAAUCCAGAAACAAAUCGACUCCAGAGUAAACGAGAUCAUUAGAAAAGGUUGGCCGGUCUUGAAAGACAUCUAA